UCUUUAUUGCAAUUCCCACACAGUUUCUGUCAUUUUAAAACUCAGUUCACUUGUCCCUUGGAGCCAUUAUUUUUGUUUUGUUUAACAUUACAAGUUUAAGCUGUUCCUGAGCCCUGCCCUGAGGAGUCUUCAUCUCAUCUCAUGACUUUUGCCAAGAGAAUUCCUGUUUUUCUGGUGAGGCUUUUAGCCUUGGGUGGCACUGUUACUGCCAUCGUUGUGAUGAUCACCAGCCAUGACUCUGCUCAGGUUCUGGGCAUGACCUUUGAAGCCAAGUACAACAAUUCACCAACUUUCAAGUACUUUGUUGUUAUGAAUGCAAUAGCUAGUGGCUAUAGCAUCAUAGUCCUCUUUUUUCCUUCCAAGAACUCGCUCGCACGCAUUCUGUUGGUUACAGAUACGAUUAUGACAUUGCUGUUAGAUUCAAGCAUAUCAGCAUGUUUGGCACUAGGUCAACUGGGAAAGAAGGGAAACAGUCAUGCUGGUUGGCUACCAAUAUGUGGGCAGGUACCAAAGUUUUGUGACCAUGUUGGAGGAGCUCUGAUUGCUGGUUUUGCAGCUACAGUUCUUUAUUUUAUUCUUGUUCUCUAUUCUUUCCAUAAUGUCCUUAAUCUGUACUCUCUUAAAGCUUAGAGCUUUUUGUCCUUUAAGGAAUUUUGUUAUAUUUAUUU
This is a messenger RNA of Ipomoea triloba (trilobed morning glory), 668 nucleotides long. Its product is annotated as CASP-like protein 1C1. The transcript has 3 exons. The record is from RefSeq and is a predicted model, not a curated record. Lineage: Eukaryota; Viridiplantae; Streptophyta; Magnoliopsida; Solanales; Convolvulaceae. The coding region runs from base 142 to 630 and encodes 162 amino acids.